Messenger RNA from Acanthamoeba castellanii str. Neff, 1656 nucleotides. Its product is annotated as RasGEF domain containing protein. The coding region runs from base 1 to 1656 and encodes 551 amino acids. Gene Ontology annotation, molecular function: guanyl-nucleotide exchange factor activity. The record is from RefSeq and is a predicted model, not a curated record. The transcript has 9 exons. Gene Ontology annotation, biological process: Ras protein signal transduction; positive regulation of GTPase activity. Lineage: Eukaryota; Discosea; Longamoebia; Acanthamoebidae. Gene Ontology annotation, cellular component: plasma membrane.
AUGGACAGGGCGGCACGGCUGCGAAAGAGGGGCUCGCUCCAGGCGAGGGACAGGCAGACCAUCAGCAAGGCCACCGGAGAACGCCUUUUCUCCGUGCCCAACUUUCUCGAGCUCAUACAGACAAACAACAACACCAUCAACAACAAGCGAGGUUCCGUGAUCAUCUAUGGCAAUCGCAACAACAAGAAACUGAUUCGUGCCGGCAACUUGGACGGACUGGUGGAGCUGCUUACGGCGGAUGAGGGCGACACGCAACCGGCCUACGUGGAGACCUUCGUGGCCACUCACUCCUACUUUGUCGACUCGCAGUCCCUCAUGACCCGCCUCAUGGAGCGCUUCUACGACAGCGAGGACGGGAGGGUGAUCGACGUCUUCAAGAAGUGGAUGACGUUCUACUUCGAGGACUUCACCGAAGAGAACGCCAUCUUCUUCAACAUGUUCCUGUCCGACCUCGGUUCGAAGGGCUUCGAGGCGCACGCCGACGAUCUGCGUUCGGUGUUCCGGGUGCAGGGCGAGGCCUACAGGAAGCGGCUGACACAGGAGGAAGUCGACGCGGAGAAGGAGCGCGCGGCGCUGGCGGUCAGCGAGGACAUCACGCAUCGCGUGCCCGACCUCGAAGAUGACGACCACGACCCGGCCGACAUCGCCCGCCAGAUGACCCUCAUCGAAGAGCGGCUCUACAAGGAGAUCUCGCUCAGAGAGUUCCUACAGCUGGCAUGGAGCAAAAAGGAUGGCAAAGAGAAGGCGAAAAAGCUGACCCGAUUAAUCAAUCGAUUCAAUGCGGUGAGCUUCUGGGCCGCCAGCGCGAUUCUCACUUGCGACCACUCCUCCAAGAAGCGCUCAAAGAUGCUUUCGCUCUUCAUCCAAGUCGCCGAUGCUUGCCUCAACUUGCAAAACUUCCAGUCGGCCAUGCAACUCUACUCGACACUCAACCUCACGCCCAUCGAAAGGCUGGAGAAGGAGUGGAACAGCCUUCCCAAGAAGGUCAGCCAGAUGUACGAACGCCUCAAGGAGUUCUUUGAGUCCGGGGGCAACUUCAAGCGGUACAGGGAGACGCUGGCCAAGGUCGAGGCGCCGGCCAUCCCCGUGCUCUCGUUCAUCCUCUCCGAUCUCACGAUGAUCGAGGAGAACAAGUCCUCCAUCAAGAUCAAGGUCAGCGAGGGCAGCGGAAUUCAGGGCGGCAGCGCCAUACCCGGCAGCGGCGGCAGUGGUAUUCAAGCGGAAGGCGGCAGUGGAAUCCAGGGCGGCGGUGACGGCGGCAGUGGCAGUGGUAUUCAAGCGGGCGACGGCAGUGGGAUUCAAGCCGGCGGUGGCAGUGGAAUCCAGGGCGGCGGCGAGGAGGAGGAGGAGGAAAGCGAGCUGGUCCACUUCGAGAAGAUGUCGAUGAUCUACAACACGCUCAGCCAGCUGAAGAAGUGCGGGAAUGUGGCGUACCCGCGCGACGACCACGACAACGGCGGCGACCACAACGAAAACGGCGAGAAGCGGGAGCGAGACAAGAAGGCCAACAAGGCCUCGACGGCGAGGGAGGAGCUGGUGAAGAUGCUCACCGAUCUGCCGCGCCUCAGCGAGAAGGAGCUCUACGACCUCAAGAACGACACCAAGAAGAAGGUGAAGGACCUCAAGAAGGCCCUCAAGGCCUCCCGGAAGAAGUGA